Synchiropus splendidus (mandarinfish) is the source of this 2087-nucleotide messenger RNA. RefSeq names its product LHFPL tetraspan subfamily member 3 (gene lhfpl3). Lineage: Eukaryota; Metazoa; Chordata; Actinopteri; Syngnathiformes; Callionymidae. Gene Ontology annotation, biological process: sensory perception of sound. Gene Ontology annotation, cellular component: plasma membrane. The coding region runs from base 227 to 916 and encodes 229 amino acids. The record is from RefSeq and is a predicted model, not a curated record. The transcript is spliced from 4 exons.
UGUGUGUUUUCUGAGCCCAUCAUCUACGUCAGCCUGGGAUUAAGGGAUGUGGGUGAGCCGAGCCCUCUCUCUGCCUCCUCCCGCUCCAGUCCGGCCGGAUCUCAGCACCGAGCGGACCGUGCCUGGGUUCUGACCGUCGCCACGUGAGAGCGCUUGCUUCCGAGCGCGCGCGACCCUGAGCGGGAUUCGACGACAUGACGCGAUCCCCGGCGCCGCCGCUGUGAGGAUGAUUCCCGGGGCCCCGGACCCCGCCGCCAGCAUGCUCCCCGCCUCGGAAGCCGCCAAGAUCUACCAGAGCAACUACGAGCGCAACUCGCGCGCCAUCGGCGUGUUGUGGGCCAUCUUCACCAUCCUCUUCGCGAUCGUCAACGUGGUGUGCUUCAUCCAGCCCUACUGGAUCGGCGACGGCGCGGACACGCCGCAGGCGGGCCACUUCGGGCUCUUCCACUACUGCAUCGGAAACGGCCUGUCCCGGGACUUGACCUGCCAGGGCAGCCUCGCCGAGCUCAGCAGCAUCCCGGCCGCCGCCUUCCAGGCCGCCUCCUUCUUCAUCGGCAUGUCGAUGGUGCUGGUUCUCAGCUGCAUCGGCUGCUUCACCCUCUUCUUCUUCUGCAGCACCGGGACCGUGUACAAGACCUGCGGCUGGAUGCAGCUGGCUGCAGGCACCUGUCUGAUCCUGGGCUGCAUGAUCUACCCGGACGGCUGGGACAGCGACGAGGUGAAGCGCAUGUGCGGCGAGCGGACGGACAAGUACACGCUGGGCGCCUGCUCCGUGCGCUGGGCCUACAUCCUGGCCAUCAUGGGCAUCCUGGACGCGCUCAUCCUCUCCUUCCUGGCCUUCGUGCUGGGCAACCGCCAGGACAGUCUGAUGUCUGAGGAGCUGCUGGGAGACAAGACCGGAAAUAAUGCCUUAUAAGCAGCGGUGACGUCAUCUUUCAGCUGCCCAGGUCUUUUGAGUGGCGAGUCCCGGCGGCCAGUGGGACGCUCCUGCUUGACGUCAGCGUUCAGACGAAGAGGAGCCUGUGGGAAAGUGAACUUGACUGAAGCCGGGGCCCAGCUGCGCGUGGGUGUGGGAGGAACCCUCGGGUCCGGUGGCGGGACUCGGUGCCAAGAGAGACCGCGGUCGGCAGCGACUCAGAGGAGACUUGAGCCCAACAUGGCGGGGAAGGACGGGUUUCCUCUGGCUGUUGUGCGAGUGACCAGUCUGUGCUGUGUUGACGUCAUCUGUGUCGUGUUUUGAUUUUGGACUGUGUGUGUGUGUUGCCAUGUGACACGUGACCUCACGACACGAACGUCUGAAAACACACUGUUAUUACGCGUCACAUGACUUGUGUGCAGUUAUUCUAUUGUCUACUUUGUUCCCGGGGUUUGACCUUUGACCAAUAAAACGCUGUCACGGUUACUCAGACGACUUGUGCAUUGCAACAAACCACCUGGAGUCAAACAUGCGAGCAGCUAGCUGGAGCGACAGCAGAGCUGAGGACAGUCCAUCCUAAAGCUGGAAGAGGAGGCUCACCACAAGUCUGUUCUGCAAGCAUUUUAGAUAAGAUAUUAAUAAAAAAACAUUUUUAGAUGAAAAUAAACCCACUCACGCUGGACUCGGCGUGAUCUCAUUUCGUACUGAAACUGUAGUUUGACCUAUUGAAAGCUCUAUGGCAGAGAGUCACGGCCGCACUCUGCUCCCUCACCGUGGAGAUGUUGGAUAAAAAACGGAGACCCGAACGAGCCGAAACCCAUCCAGUCGCCAGACUCGGUUGUCACUGUCUGAUGUGGUCCACCGGAAAUUCCGGGACUGGAACUGGAAAUUGCACAUGUUUUACCAACUGACGUUUACUGGUAAGCGCAUGCGUCCGUGGUUAUAUCGUGCACAGUCUCGAUGAAGGGUUAGGUAAUUUAAACCGGUUCAUUGGUAACUUCCUACUCCAGCACCAUCAUUUCCGGCGGACCACAUCAGGCAGACGGACCAGAUCGUACUUACGCAUGCGCGUAAAAAACUAUAAUUUCCAGAUUUUACUGUUAAAUAUACACUAUUUAACAGUAAAACUGUAACGAUAGCACAUUAAUUUACGAGAUAUAACCAAUGAACA